Molecule: messenger RNA, 1524 nt
Organism: Cyclospora cayetanensis
Lineage: Eukaryota; Apicomplexa; Conoidasida; Eucoccidiorida; Eimeriidae
Product: ultraviolet-B receptor UVR8
Exons: 1
Coding region: 1-1524 (507 amino acids)
Source: RefSeq, a predicted model, not a curated record
AUGGCCUCCUCGUAUCCAGCGCCUGCAGCGGCAGUACCGGUGGAAGAAGUCGGGAAUCGCGGCAGCAGCAGGUCCUCGCACAACACUGGCCGAAGAAACGAACGCGAGACUCUCAUUGCUAUAGCUGCAACAGGGUUGUCGGCGGCUUUUUUGAGCUGGCAGAGCUGCACUGGGAGGAGGAGGAGCAACAGCCAAGUUGCCUGUUGCUCCUCCUCCUCUUCCUCUGCCGUGCCGUCGGGUGGUUCUGAAGUGUACGUGUGGGGCGCGAACAUUGAUGGCCAGGUGGGGGUGGGUUCUGGCGUGUCGGUGUCUUUGCCAGCACUCCUCUCUACUCUCCCUCUACGUCCCCAUGAGACAGUUUCUGCGCUGUCGGGGGGGGCCCGCCACUCAGCGUGCAUCACCUCGGAGGGCAGGGUGUUUUUGUGGGGCAGGGGAGCAGAAGGAGAGGGAGGGGUUCCGUCUGCUGCUGAAGGGCCCAGGGAGAUCGUGCUGCCGCUUCAGGAGGGCGACAAGCCGAUCUUGGUUUCCUGCGGCAGCGACUUUUCGUUGGUGGUGACUAGAAUGGGCUGUCUGUACACUUGGGGUAGAAACACACACGGGCAGUGCGGGCGGCCCUCGUCAGAGGGGCCAGCCGAGCAGCGGGGGGGGGCGCGGGGAUCGUCUGCUCCCUUCCCGCUCGAGGGGAUCGGCAGUCGGGAUGUCUUUGGGGGCCGAGGACGCUCCGUCUCCUCGCUGCCUCCUGGGCAAGUGGGGGGUCAGCUUAGUGGUCGGAAGGUUGUGGGGGCGUCUUGCGGGGAUCGCGUGUGCGCGGCAGUGACGGCGGAGGGGGAGGUCUUCGUGUGGGGCGAGGCGCGUGCAGGGGGCCCCCUUGGGGGCAGGUCGGAGGGGGGGGCUGCUGCUCCCCACGGGCCCCGGCUGGUGCCCUUGCCUGCCGAGGGGGGGGCGCCUGCAUGCGCGGUUGCAGUGGCUUGUGGGGAGAGCCACUGUGUGGCUUUGAGCGCUAGUGGCCGUGUCUAUGCCUGGGGGAGCAAUGCUUACGGCCAGCUGGGGUUGGGCGGGGGUGCCCGAACAGUGGAGGGCCCCCAUCUGGUGACUGCCCUUAGGGAUCACAAGGUUACCGCCAUCGCCUGUGGGGCCCUGCACACCCUGUGCCUCACGGAGCAGGGGAGUGUUUUUGUUUGGGGAUACGGGAAGGACGGCCAGUGCGCGGAGCCGUCGCAUUUGGACGUGCCCUUGCCCCUUCAGGUUGCAGUCGAGGGCCCCUCCGGAGGGCCCCUAGUGGGGCCGUGCACACACAUCAGCGGGGGGGAAGGCCACAGCCUCGCAGUCUGUAGCGGGGGAAGGCUUUUUGUGUGGGGACGCGGAAGAGAAGGGCAGCUAGGUCGGGGAGGUCUCAUUGAGAGCCCAGCAGCCUCCCGAGACGUGCCUCUAGAGGUGCUUCUCCCGGGAGGGAAGCGUGUGGUUACUGCUGCGUGUGGCGGGUGUCACACGAUCGCAGCAACGUGCGCACCCGCUAGGGCAUAG